Molecule: messenger RNA, 2703 nt
Organism: Aureobasidium namibiae CBS 147.97
Lineage: Eukaryota; Fungi; Ascomycota; Dothideomycetes; Dothideales; Saccotheciaceae
Exons: 3
Coding region: 1-2703 (900 amino acids)
Biological process (GO): regulation of transcription by RNA polymerase II
Molecular function (GO): protein binding; DNA-binding transcription factor activity, RNA polymerase II-specific; RNA polymerase II cis-regulatory region sequence-specific DNA binding
Source: RefSeq, a predicted model, not a curated record
AUGGCCGCUGAAGUGCUGAGCACAUCUCUGAUGCAACUGUUUGUGGAAGCAAAGCCAACACGGCCGAGUUUCACGUCAGCUUCAGCUACCGCAGCCGACGUGUCUGACGCUGACACUCCCGAAUCCAUCGCAACACCAUCGCGCACUUCUCGCAAGAGAGCGCGUGCCAACGACGCUCCUACUUCCAAUGGCCGCGCAGCCACGCGCCGCAAGGUCACGACUGCUCGCGCCAACGAACGAGAAGACACCGAGGGCACCGAGGCCAACGAACAAUCCGAUGCCGAAACUGAGCCGUCGACACCCUCCGAGGUCGAUGUUAUUUCCAAGCUCAAGAUCUCGGACAAGCAGGUGAAUGCGACGCACGACUUCUCCAACGACCUGCUCGAGGGCAGGGAGCACGUGCCUGGAUAUGGCAAGAUCGCUGGUCGCAACUGGACCUACAUCAUCCAAGGCGUCGAGAUCAACAUCGGCCGCCCCGAGUCUCACGAAAAGGCCGAAUCUCUCAACUCGCCCAUCGUCCCGUCAAACGACCCCUCGGCCAAGUCUAGAAUCUCCAUCGAUCUCGGCCCCGACAGACAGGUGUCGCGUCUGCACGCCGUCAUCUCCUACGACAGCGAACAGGAGAAAUGGUUCAUCACAGUCAACGGCCGCAACGGUCUAAGAGUUGACACGCAGCUGCUCAAGCGUGGUAACCGCGCUGCUUUGCGCUCUGGAUGUGUUAUCGACAUCAGCGGUACCCAGAUGGCCUUUAUCACCACUGCUCGUCACGAGGAUGACGGCCCCGUCUUUGCCGACGCUAUUGUUCGCCAGACUUACACAUCCGAAGAGGAAGACCACGAAGCCGAUGGCCGUAACGGCAACCCUCCACCAAACCCAUCAUCCCACAUGCCUGGUCCUUCUUCAUCAGUGCGCCGUCCUGCCCAUCCUUCGUCCAGCUUCCCCGACGGCAGCACCGGCCACCGUGUGCAUCCCCACUCAUACGCAGGCCUGCAAUCCCAGUCUUUCCCCAUACCAGGCACACCCAUUCGCAAUCACGGCAUGAGCAUUCCCACCUCGCAACGUACCCGUCCAUCUCCUCUUUCUAUUGGAGGCUAUUCUCGUGGUGUAAUGCUCGAGUCUACCGAGUCCAUCGACUACUCUGCAGACAACGCCAAAGACCUCAAGCCCCCACACUCGUAUGCUCAGUUGAUUGGUAUGGCCAUCUUGUCUACCACCGAACAGCAGAUGACUCUCAACAACAUCUACAAAUGGAUCAUGGCAAAUUAUGCCUUCUACAGGUACAGUACCAGUGGCUGGCAAAACUCGAUUCGUCACAACCUCAGUCUCAACAAGGCCUUCGAGAAGAUCGCCCGUCGCACUGACGAGCCCGGUAAGGGCAUGAAGUGGAUGAUUGCCCCUAAGGAGCGCGACACUUUCCUCAGCCAGGGCAUGAAGGGUUGCCGCAGACCCAACCCUCUGCCUUCUGGCAUGAUUGACCCUUCGAGUCCUGCUCAGCUGCACCCUCCGUCUUCCGCUCACCAAAGACUCAACGGUGCUGUCCACACUGUUCCUAGUAAGACUGAGAAGAGCGACAGCCCUCCGAUGCACACCUACCCGUCUUCAUAUCCCACCGCGACUGAGGCCUACACUCCUGACCGAGGCUCUCGUCGUCCUGUCAAGUUCGACGAAAACGAUCCAGAGCUUGUCUAUCCUCCAUCGGCAAAGAGCACUCUCAACCAUCUGACUGCUGCUGCAAAUGCUGCUGGAUCCCCGCCUUCGCUCUACAUCAACGAUGAUGGCCGCAUCGGUCUUGACACCCCUUUCCCUGUACGCAGCAGCCAGAAGUUGGUGCCUCCUUCGACGCUUCAACGUCCCUCAGCGUUUAUGGAGUUCUCGUCACCUGCUCCAUUCUGGAAAUUCGGGUCAACUCCUCUACGUCCACUUGGAGACAUCAGCCCCUUGAAGGCAACUCCCUUCUCGUCAUUCAAGCCGCUAGGAAUCGGAGCCAAUGUUAAGAUCCUUGACGAAGAUUACAAGACUGCUCUUGACAAGAAGAGCAUUGUGGAUGAGAAGGACGAUGACAUGCCUGCAAUCCAAUCCAGCUCACCUCCGCGUGCAUCAGGUGUCCCUGAUCGUAUUGAUGGCAGCCCUACUCGCAGCAUUCCCAGACCUGCAACAAGCCACAGCCGCUCAGCCAAGCUCGAGUUCGACUCGGACGAGCACAUCGCCGCCAGCAUGCCUCCUGAGAGCAACGAAAGAACGUCUUUCGAGCGUGAGGCUUCGCAAAAGAGAGAACAAAGUAUCAUGAUAAAUCCCUCGUUCAAUGCCCCUCAGCUGCAGCCUCCUCAGCAGCAACAACCAGAACCCGAGCAGCGACAAGAAAGCCAGUCAGGUCAGCAGGAGCAGACGCAGGCUCAGACACAACAGCAACGCGAGCAGUCGAGUAUGCCUGCACCCAACUCGAUGCGUCCUCCCAUGCAGGCCUUGGGUAAUGGCAACAAUCAGCAGCAGGCAGCGGCUGCCCCCAACACCAGCAACAUCCUCAACAGCCACGCUUAUGCAACGAACAACAUGAACGGUAUGCAACAGAACAUGGGAUCUCUACGUUAUGGCGCGGAUACAGAUGAUGAAGCCGGCAUUGAUCUUGCGAAGGGCUUCCAACCUAUCGGAACAUUCCACAAGAUUGGAGCAGCUAGAUUCGGUAUGGGAAUGGCAGGGCGUUAG